This is a messenger RNA of Aspergillus costaricaensis CBS 115574, 1242 nucleotides long. Its product is annotated as Zn(II)2Cys6 transcription factor. The transcript has 3 exons. The record is from RefSeq and is a predicted model, not a curated record. Bases 1 to 1185 code for a protein of 394 amino acids. Gene Ontology annotation, cellular component: chromatin. Gene Ontology annotation, molecular function: DNA-binding transcription factor activity, RNA polymerase II-specific; RNA polymerase II cis-regulatory region sequence-specific DNA binding; zinc ion binding. Lineage: Eukaryota; Fungi; Ascomycota; Eurotiomycetes; Eurotiales; Aspergillaceae. Gene Ontology annotation, biological process: DNA-templated transcription; regulation of transcription by RNA polymerase II.
AUGGUAUCUAGUGGACACAAAUGUCAGUUCCCGCGGUGCAUCGCGAAAUAUCAACGGAAAGAGCAUCUCAGUCGCCACGAGGCGCAACAUACCCGGCGUCGGGUUCUGCAGUGCCCAACCUGUGCCCGCGAGUUCGGCCGAAGCGACACUCUCCGACGACAUAUUCUGAGAGUACAUGGCGUACCUGAGCUCACCCCUCAAAUCAAAAAGGCAUGCACACAUUGUCGAAACCAGAAGAUCCGGUGUCAUGGCGGGCCACCAUGUGCCAACUGCCAGCGUCGCGAAAUUGAGUGUUCGCUUGCGCGGCGGGAGGAGACAGCGACAGACACACGACCGACGAUCCGUCAAUCUAUUCCCCAGCAACCUAGGCAACGUCGCACGGAACUUGAAGACCGCUUUAUAGGCAUCUAUUUCGAUGUAUUUCACUCGCAGUGGCCGUUCAUUCAUCGGGGCACGUUUAUUGAAUAUGAGACUCCUUUACUCGUUCAGUCGAUGGUUGCUAUCGGGUUGUGGAUGAGUGGGGAAGAGAAGGAGAAAUCCAAAGCGAUCGACCUGCAUAAUGUGCUUGGGAAGGCUAUUCGACAACAGACGGAACAAUGGGACGGCUCCGAAUCAGAGCACGCAACCCCUGCAUGCAAAUGGCCUAUCCCAACAUACCAAGCGAUGCUGCUCCAUAUAAUCUCUGCCGGAAUGAUGAAAAGCAGCGUGACAUCCCUCCAACAACACCUAAAACCCUCUCUUCCACCUGUCGAGGCCGAUCUCCUUCACAGACUUGUUGCGAGCUGUAAAAGACUCGGAAUGCUCUACUAUCCAAACAUCCUCACCCGCUUCUCCACGAAGGAGCCGGAGGCGUAUGUCUGGGUCAGUAUCGAGGAGAUCAAACGUUUCAACUUGGCCUUAUUUAAGCUUUGCAGUGCUGUCAGCGCUCCUUCACCUGAGCCAGGGGACGGGGACGGCAUAGACAGCUUGACAGUGGGUAGUAGAGACGAAGCAGGGAAAUGGGGCUUGUUGGCACGCGAGUUGCAAUUCCCAUUGCCGAGCAAUACGCCAUUGUGGAAUGCUCUCACUCCAGAGGAAUGGUUUGCUGCCGAUACCCCGGAUGUGUACCGGCAUAGUCUGCAUGACAAUCUGGAACAAGAUUGGAUCUCGAGGUCUGCGGAUGUCUUGGAGCUGAUUAGGACUUGAUGUGUAUUAUUCUGUACAGUGCCGAACGGUAUUGCAUUUCAUACAUGUUAGAUAUAU